This is a messenger RNA of Dryobates pubescens (Downy woodpecker), 1018 nucleotides long. It is a transcript of the gene SNRPB, whose product is annotated as small nuclear ribonucleoprotein polypeptides B and B1. The record is from RefSeq and is a predicted model, not a curated record. The transcript has 7 exons. Gene Ontology annotation, biological process: mRNA splicing, via spliceosome. The coding region runs from base 149 to 871 and encodes 240 amino acids. Gene Ontology annotation, cellular component: U2-type prespliceosome; U5 snRNP; U4/U6 x U5 tri-snRNP complex. NCBI's taxonomy places the organism in Eukaryota, Metazoa, Chordata, Aves, Piciformes, Picidae. Gene Ontology annotation, molecular function: RNA binding.
GCGGCCGUGCGUAGAGUGGUGGCGGGCGGCCGCGUGCGGGCGGGCGGAAGCAGCGGCUGCCGCGCGUAGGAGCUUCCGGCGGAGCGGGCGGCGGAUCGGCAGCUAUCGACGGCGGCGGCGGCGGGAGGGAACACGGAAAGCUGCAGCCAUGACGGUGGGAAAGAGCAGCAAGAUGCUGCAGCACAUCGACUACCGCAUGCGGUGCAUCCUGCAGGACGGUCGCGUCUUCAUCGGCACCUUCAAAGCCUUCGACAAGCACAUGAACCUCAUCCUCUGCGACUGCGACGAGUUCCGCAAGAUCAAACCAAAAAAUUCAAAACAGCCAGAGAGAGAAGAGAAACGAGUCCUUGGUCUUGUGCUGCUGCGAGGGGAAAACCUGGUGUCCAUGACAGUUGAAGGACCACCUCCAAAAGAUACUGGAAUUGCCCGGGUACCACUUGCUGGAGCUGCUGGAGGACCUGGAGUUGGGAGAGCAGCAGGGAGGGGAGUACCAGCAGGAGCACCCAUGCCACAAGCCCCAGCAGGAUUAGCUGGCCCUGUCAGAGGAGUGGGAGGACCAUCCCAGCAGGUGAUGACACCUCAGGGUCGUGGCACAGUUGCAGCUGCUGCUGCAGCAGCCACUGCUAGCAUAGCAGGAGCCCCAACUCAAUAUACACCAGGGCGUGGGGGUCCUCCCCCACCCAUGAGCAGAGGAGCACCUCCUCCAGGAAUGAUGGGGCCUCCUCCAGGCAUGAGACCACCCAUGGGCCCACCAAUGGGAAUGCCACCUGGCCGAGGUGCUCCUAUGGGAAUGCCCCCACCAGGCAUGAGACCACCCCCUCCAGGCAUGAGAGGACCUCCUCCACCUGGCAUGCGUCCACCACGGCCAUGAGAUACCCUGUAAUGUACUUAGGAACUGUGAGAAGGCUGAUCAAGGGAAUACAGUGAGCAGUACCCACCCCUCAGAACUUUGUUAUGUAUAUUUUAUAUUUACUGCUUGUAAAGUUUGCCCUUUCUAAUAAAGCUGGGAAAACCCAUU